Cololabis saira (Pacific saury) is the source of this 5104-nucleotide messenger RNA. RefSeq names its product sushi, nidogen and EGF-like domains 1 (gene sned1). The record is from RefSeq and is a predicted model, not a curated record. Gene Ontology annotation, molecular function: calcium ion binding; Notch binding. Gene Ontology annotation, cellular component: plasma membrane; protein-containing complex. Gene Ontology annotation, biological process: heterophilic cell-cell adhesion; Notch signaling pathway; cell-matrix adhesion. Lineage: Eukaryota; Metazoa; Chordata; Actinopteri; Beloniformes; Belonidae. Bases 525 to 4466 code for a protein of 1313 amino acids. The transcript is spliced from 30 exons.
UACCGACCUCUUUUGAGCUAUUGGCUGGAAGGAGUUAAUUAUGCAAGGUAGUGAAUCCCUGUGGGGGAGGCGGGGCCAAAACUGAAAGAACUUCUUUGGCAAGCAGAAUAGAGCUUUUAUUGAGGAUAUUUCUAAGCUGACCAUCAGGGACCAAAUCACUGGAUUGUUUGGGGAAAAAAAAUCUCAGCUAAAUCACGCUUCUUCCCCUCUUUCAUUCCUUCCAUCGUUUCAUUUCAGUGAGGCAGAGUGCAGCUCAUGCAGUGCCCACCAGCAAGUAAAAUGCAAGGAAUCUACAGUAUUCCCCUCUCUCACACUAGAAGCCCAGUUCCCUUCUGAAAGGACAAGUGAGGAGAGUCAGAGACAGAACCAGGGAGCUUUCAGCGGAGGAUUCCAGCUGCUGUGGCUGAGAGGAGGAACGCACGGUCUUGUCCUGUUCUGCUCUGCACUUGUUGCCUGUUGUGUGUGUGCUCCUCCCUCCCUUCUCCAGUGCCUGCUGUCAGCUCCAUCCCUGUGUGGCUGAGGCCAUGGUGCUGGUGCUGCAAGCCCUGCUGUCCUGCUUCUGCACCUUGUUCUCCCUGAAACUGAUGCCCAGGGUGGAAUCUGCCGUGCCCUUAGAGGACUUCUACCCCUUUGGCCGGCACAACGGGGACUCCCAGACCAUCGCUCAGGACGACGGAGGCUCUGGGCUCCAGGAGAUCUCUGUUGCCUUCCCCUUCUUUGGAGAGAAUCACACAGGACUCUAUGUUAACAACAACGGCCUGGUGUCUUUCCUGAGGGAAGUGUCCCAGUUCACGCCAGUGGCUUUUCCAAUCGCUCGGGACAGGAGAGUGGUGGCGCCGUUCUGGGCCGACAUAGACAACCGACGAGCAGGAAGUGUCUUCUACAGGGAGAGCCAGGAUCCUUCAGUUCUCAAGAGGGCCUCGGAUGAUGUGAGGGUGUAUUUCUCAGAGUUCCCCAACUUCAACGCAACAUGGGUCCUCAUCUCCACGUGGCAUCAAGUGACAUACUUUGGAGGGAACUCACAAACGCCGGUCAACACAUUCCAAGUGGUGCUCAUUACAGACGGAGAGCUUUCCUUCACUAUAUUCCAGUACAACAGCAUCACUUGGACAACGGGCAUGCAUGCCAGCAGUGGGGGGAACCACAGUGGGCUGGGGGGGAUUGCAGCACAGGCAGGUUUUAAUGCUGGUGAUGGCAAGCGCUAUUUCAACAUCCCUGGUUCUCGCACUGCUGACGUGGUAAAUGUGGAGGGGACCACGAACGUGGGCUUCCCAGGCAGAUGGGUCUUCCGCAUCGAUGAUGCCAUGGUGGAAGUGGGUAGCUGCAAUAACUCUGCAUCAGUGUGCCCACACCUGCGCCCAUGCCUGAAUGGAGGCCAGUGCAUUGAUGAUUGUAUCAGAGGCAACCCCUCCUAUACCUGCUCCUGCUUGGCUGGCUUCACUGGCCGACGGUGCCAGAUCAAUGUUGAUGAGUGUGCCUCAAAUCCAUGCCAGAAUGGAGGGGCUUGUAAAGACCAGAUUAAUGGGUUUUUCUGCGAGUGUCCUCCUGGAUACACUGGGAUUCGCUGUGAAACAGACAUUGACGAGUGUGAAGACAGCCCGUGCCUUAACAACGCAUCAUGUGUACAAGACACCGGCAGUUUCACCUGCGUGUGUGCGCCGGGUUACACUGGUGCGCUGUGUGAGACAGACAUAAACGAAUGUGAGUCCCAGCCCUGCCUGAACGGAGGAGAAUGCAUCGAUCAGGUAGCCAACUUCACCUGCGUGUGUCCUCCUACCUUCACUGGGAUGUUCUGCGAAACAGAGCUUAUGAUACCACGGCUCAAUUCCUCGGAGGCACGCAACAAAACAGAGAAAUGUCUCUGCAAGAACGGCGGCGUUUGUGUGGACGUGAACGGGACGUCGUGUGAAUGCCCUUCAGGCUACAUGGGACCCCUCUGUCAGUUUGAAGUAACUCAGACACCGUGCAGCAACAGCAGACCGUGUCCUGACGGGAGCCCGUGUCUGGAGUACGGCGGGACCUACCUGUGUACGUGUCAGACUGGAAUACACUUCCAUCACAAGGACUUUUACCCAUAUGUACAGCCCGAAUCGGCCUGCGACUCCUCUCCCUGUCUGAAUGGGGGGUAUUGCUACGAACAAGACGGAGGCUACACCUGCGAAUGCAGAUACGGAUACUGGGGGAAGCACUGUGAAAAAGUUAGACCUAAUACCUGUGCUUCUAGUCCCUGCCGCAACGGAGGCUCUUGUAAGGAAGAGGGAGGGAGCUACAGAUGUGUGUGUCCAUACAGAUUCACAGGAAAACACUGUGAAGUGGGAAAGCCAGACCCUUGCUCCUCCAGUCCCUGUAUGAAUGGCGGGACAUGUUUUCACUACAUAGGGAAGUACAAAUGUGAAUGCACUGAGGCCUUCAGCGGCAGGCACUGCGAAAUCAGCAGCAGCGCAGCACAUACCUCUCCAGAACUGGGCUGUGGGCCGCCCCCGCAAGUCAAGCACGCGGAGGUCCAGUUUUCCUCAACAACACCGGGCUCCGUGGCUCUGUAUAUAUGUCACCCGGGCUUCGCGUCCGUGCCCAGAGCCACUCAGAGCAUUUGUGGCAUUCAGGGAGACUGGAGCCAGCCGCCCGUUUGUGAGGAGGUCAAUGAAUGCUUAUCACAGCCUUGUCUUAAUGGCGGUACUUGUCGAAACAAGAUUGGAUCCUAUCAGUGUGUGUGCAAGGAUGGCUUCAGUGGGAACCGUUGUCAGAUUGAGCAGGAAGGGUGUGAGUCCAGUCCUUGUCUAAAUGGAGGUGUUUGUCGGGGUUACAGACGGAAUUAUGUCUGCUUGUGUAAAGAUGGAUUCUUUGGGGAGCAGUGCCAGAUGUUGGAGGACCCGUGCAUACUGAAGCCCUGUGGAAAUCGUGGCCACUGCUGGAGUGACAGAAAAGGAAACUACAACUGUGUCUGCAAAGUAGGGCUCACAGGCAAAGACUGCGAGAGAGACCUGCUGCCUCCCCCUGGUCUCCAUGUGCUGCGUGUGGAGGAGAGCGAAGUGGAGCUGCGUUGGGAUGACCCCGAGCCUUCAACCAGCCUGGUCAGCAUGUUUGCUGUAACCUACGCUCCGCUGGGCCACAACGACACAAAAACAGACUACCUGGACCGACAGCAGUCGUCCCACGUCAUGCGAGGCCUGCAACCCGGCCGGCUCUACAACAUCUCCACUGUUUCAGUCAAGCUCAAAACCAGCGGCAACGACACCAGCCAGCCCGCCACUGCACUUAUUCGCACAAGACCUGAGCGGGCGGAGCAGCUGACGCUAGUCAACGUGUCCUCCACUCAGGUGUGGCUGAGUUGGCUGAUCCAGGCUGCUCAUCAUGACACCGUUAGCAGAGUGCACGUGUCAUUAUUGCCCUCGGAGAAGAGUGAGGCUCGUACUGCUGUGCUCAACACCAGCACCACUGAGUACAGCUUCAGUUCAUUACUACCUGCUCAGGUGUACACCGUGGAUGUACUAACUCAAAGUGGAAUGAAACCUGAUGAGUUUCCCUCCACCAGCCACUCAGCAGGCCCUCUCCAAUUCUGGACAAGACCUCUUCCCCCACAGAACCUCUCGCUGUCACAAGUGACCUCAAACUCAGCGCUGAUCACCUGGAGCCGCAGCCCACGCAGCAUCCCAGACGGCUUUGUGAUCAAUGUGACCCGAGGUCUUAAUACCAGGAGUCGCUUCCUGCCCAAUGGAAAAUUAGGAUCUUAUACCCUCCGGGAACUGAGUCCGGGACAGGACUACAAUGUAGCGCUCACAUCCGUCAAAAACACGGAGCAGGAGCAGAUCCACAGUGAGCCGCAGCACCUCGCAUUCACCACUUUGCCAAUGCAGGUCAGGCCGGGGAGGAGAGAGAGGCCAGCGGUGACGGGACAGAGUAGACGGAAGCUUCCCCCAUCGCAGCCUCAAGACUUUGGAGACACAACAAGAGCAGGGAACUCAGAGGAAGUACUCAGAUACAAAGAACUCAUUGACAGAAGGGUAAAGAUAACAGCAAAGUUCGCUCACUUGCCUCGCAAAGCCAUUCGACAUCGUACCAAACCCGAUCCACCAAUCAGAUUAGAGAAGAUGGAAGAAACAACCAAUAAAAUUAGCCUUGCACUGGAGAUUCAAGAAGGUUUAAGAACAAAGCCUGAGUUCCUGCAGGACUGCCGCAAUCUGUCCUGCCAGAACGGAGGGACUUGUGUGAAUGAAGACGGCGCCUUCGUCUGCAGCUGCGCAGCAGGGUUCAAGGGCACGCAGUGCGAACUGUUGUGCCAGCGAGUGGCACAUCCGUGCACUCGUCUCUACUCUGAAACCAAGAGCGUGCCCGUGUGGGAGGAUGGAGUGUGCCACUACCUGUUCAAAAGGACAUAUAAAGUACAGCAAGAUGUAUGUUAUCGAGAGAUUUGUGAACCGGCACUUCCCAAGAGAAGUCAGACCAGAAGAACAAACAGACAACAAUGAAGAGCACCUGGAUACUGGUGAAAGGACUGUCAUCACUGUCAUGUGAAAAACCUCCUAACUUCAAUCUUGGUGUAUAUAAUCUACUUGAAUUAUGUGAUUAUGAUAAUUUUUGUGCUGAGAAACCCUGUCAGAACCCACUGUAACAUUUCAGGCACACACGCUUUUCCAAGUGAAAAGGGCUGCGCGCUCCGUCCUGGAAAGCUGUGUUUGUAGCUCAGUGCUUCACAAAAGGAAUCAAAGAAAGUGACCCACAUCAUUCAGCUUGUUAGCUGGCUGAUUUUUCACUCAAACAACAUGCAAUAUGCAAACAUUAACUGUAAGCGGCAUAAGAGACCUUAAAUACCUCAUUUCUAUGUCCAUGCUGACACAUUAGGAGAGAAUUAUAUUUGUGGUUCAGCUGCAGGUUUGCCCCUCAGGGAAAUAACUGUAUAUUAUUCAGAGUCCCAAUCAUUUCCUUAUACUACUUCCAUGAUCUCCUGAUGAAGUCAACAGGAAAUUUAUAUUUUCACUACACCACAUAAAUUGAUCCCUUCCUCUGAUAAUAGUGCACGGUAUUUUCUGUGUAAAACAUCUUACUCUCUGUCUUAGCAGGCAUCACUGCUCGCUACACUGUAAAUAGUGUUUAUAGGCCAUUUUGU